CUCCUACCUCGCACACAGACGCUCAGCCGUCGCUGCCGCCAUCACUUGCUUCUGUCAGAGUUUUUCUCUGACUGUUUGCCAAACAGAAAGUGCUUUGCGAGGAUCGAACAGAAACAAUGUCUUGCUCCUGACCAACACUGAAUGGAUUAGCCAGCUAUUCUGAGCACUAAUGAGAUUAAGGAGUCACAAAAGACAUGGGUCCUAGCAGCAUGGUACCUUUUGCCACGCUUCUUGAGGAGUGUUUUACUGGUCAGUCCCUCAGCGGUGGAAAUGGAGCUCUGAAAGUGACUGAGGCAGAGUCAGCGCGCGCGGAUGCCAGGGAGUAGACACAUAUGCGCUCACCUAUGUUGGUUUUGUGGUGUGGAUUCUCACUGUAGCGGUGGACAAUAUGAAAUACCAAAAGUAUAUAACAGUGAUGCAGAUGGCCAUGGGAGUGACAGCCUCCAACAAAGACGACUGCAUCCCUCCAAAGAGACAGUUGUGGGUGCCACCUGGUUCAGAUGCCCCCACUGCCUCUGCUGCGGUGCCACCUGCUGCGGCUGUGAGUCAGGGCAAACCAUCACUGCGUAGGGUCAAGGGUUGCAUCCACAGGAGCAAAAGUCUGGACAGCAUGGACCUACUGGACUGCAAUAGUACAACGAUGGAGGAAACUGUAAUAUGGGAACAGCACACAGUGACUCUUCACAGGGCUCCGGGUUUCGGGUUUGGAAUUGCUAUCUCAGGGGGCCGUGACAACCCUCAUUUCCAAAGUGGAGAGACCUCCAUAGUGAUCUCAGAUGUGCUCAAAGGAGGACCGGCAGAGGGGCUUCUACAAGAGAACGACAGAGUGGUGAUGGUAAACGCUGUCUCCAUGGACAAUGUGGAGCAUGCAUACGCUGUUCAGCAGCUGAGGAAAAGCGGAAAGAAUGCCAAAAUUACUAUUCGCAGAAAGCGGAAAGUACAGAUUCCCAUAACACGGGUAGGAGACCGAGAGACGAUGUCAGAACGAGAAGAAGAGGAUGACACUGAGGAGGAUGACUAUGAGGGACCACGUGGAGGGGGGGCAAGCGGGGGCACAAGCAGAAGAAACGAACGCAGCGGCAGUGGCGGCCGGCGGGACCACAGUGCUACCCGUGAGAGGAGUGUCUCCCCAUGCUCAGACAGACGAUCCGUUGUGUCCAACGUCUCGUCACGACCUGCCAAAGUCACACUCGUUAAGUCACGCAAGACUGAAGAAUAUGGCCUGCGUCUGGCCAGCCACAUCUUUGUAAAGGACAUUUCUCCUGCAAGCCUGGCGGCUCGUGACGGCAACAUACAAGAGGGAGACGUUGUCCUAAAGAUCAAUGGCACAGUGACUGAGAACCUGUCCUUGAUAGAUGCAAAGAAGCUUAUAGAGCGAUCAAAAGGCAAGCUGAAGAUGGUGGUGCAGAGAGACGAGAGGGCAACACUCCUCAACAUUCCUGACGUGGACGAUAGCAUUCCCUCAGCUAAUUCAGACAGAGAUGACAUUUCAGAAAUUCAUUCACUGGCAUCAGAUCAUGCCCAUGAGCCCACUCGCCACUCCCGCUCCCCUGACAAACACUCAGAGCCCUCUGACAUCUCUGGCCAGUCUCCCCAGCAGAUGAGCAAUGGCAGGCGGACUGGCUCUUUUCUCACCAGAAUACUCCCGCUUCACAGGAGUCAUGAGGAGGAGCGCAUCUCUAAACCAUCGGCUGUGUCCACCCCAGUUAAGAUGGUUGAUAAUGCACUUCUGGCUCCGUCCACUGAACAGCCCGGGGACAAACAGAUCCCUCCACUGCCAGAGCCAAAGCCACUGUAUGCGCAGCCUGGGCAACCAGAUGUUGAUCUGCCAGUGAGCCCAUCAGACGCCCCUGUGCCCAGUGCCGCCCAUGAUGACAGCAUCCUCCGGCCUAGUAUGAAGCUGGUGAAGUUCAAGAAGGGAGAAAGCGUAGGAUUGCGGCUGGCGGGAGGUAAUGAUGUGGGAAUCUUUGUGGCUGGUGUGCUGGAGGACAGUCCUGCUGCCAAAGAAGGCCUGGAGGAGGGAGACCAGAUACUUAGGGUGAACAAUGUUGACUUUGCAAACAUCAUUCGUGAGGAAGCGGUGCUGUUCCUUCUGGACCUGCCCAGAGGUGAAGAGGUCACUAUCCUGGCUCAGAAGAAAAAGGAUGUGUACCGGCGGAUAGUGGAAUCUGAUGUGGGCGACUCCUUCUACAUCAGAACACACUUUGAGUAUGAGAAGGAAUCUCCUUAUGGGUUGAGCUUUAAUAAGGGAGAGGUGUUCAGGGUGGUGGACACCCUCUACAAUGGCAAACUGGGCUCCUGGCUGGCCAUCCGCAUCGGGAAGAACCAUCAGGAGGUGGAGAGAGGCAUCAUUCCCAACAAAAACAGGGCAGAGCAGCUUUCCAGUGUGCAGUACACACUCCCCAAAACGGCGGGCGGAGACCGGGCUGACUUCUGGAGGUUCAGAGGUCUCCGCAGCUCCAAGAGGAACUUGCGGAAGAGCAGAGAGGAUCUGUCAGCUCAGCCUGUUCAGACCAAGUUCCCUGCUUAUGAGAGAGUGGUUCUUAGGGAGGCUGGAUUCCUGAGGCCUGUUGUGAUCUUCGGGCCAAUCGCCGAUGUGGCACGAGACAAACUGGCAAGAGAGGUGCCUGAUCUGUUCGAGCUUGCAAAGACACAGCACCCAGAUGGAAGGGAAAAGAGUGAACCCAGAGAUGCCGGCACUGACCAGCGCAGUUCAGGGAUCAUACGCCUUCAUACUAUCAAACAGAUCAUCGACCGGGAUAAGCAUGCAGUGUUGGACAUUACUCCUAAUGCAGUGGACCGGCUGAACUAUGCCCAGUGGUAUCCCAUCGUGGUGUUCCUGAAUCCUGACAGUAAGCAGGGCGUGAAGAACAUGAGGACCAGGCUGUGUCCUGAGUCCAGAAAAAGUGCCAGGAAACUCCAUGAGCGUGCACUCAAACUGAGAAAGAACAACCACCAUCUCUUUACAGCCACCAUUAAUAUGAACAACAUGAAUGAUGGAUGGUACGGCGCAUUGAAGGAGACCAUUCAACAGCAGCAGAAUCAGCUCGUAUGGGUCUCAGAGGGCAAGGCGGACGGCACUCCUGACGAUGAUCUGGACCUUCAUGAUGACCGUCUGUCCUACUUGUCCGCCCCUGGCAGUGAGUACAGUAUGUACAGCACGGACAGCCGCCACACGUCUGACUAUGAGGACACGGAUACGGAGGGUGGCGCCUAUACAGACCAGGAACUAGACGAGACCCUCAAUGAUGAGCUGGGACUGCCCAGCGAGCCCGCCAUCACACGCUCCUCAGAGCCCGUUCGGGAGGAUCUGCCCGUCAUUCAGGAUCCUCCUGGAUAUGGAAACUACCAGCAGCCCCUGCUGCAGCCCGAGCCGAUGAACCGCAUCGACCCUGCAGGGUUCAAGGCCCCUGCACCUCAGCAGAAAGCAGAGGCAUCUCUUCCCCUGCAGCCUGAGCCGCUGGCAGAGACAGCUCCCCCUGCUGUUCAUGUAAAUGUAGGGGCUCUGAGUGCCAAGGAUGUCCCGGUCACCCUCUCUCAGGGGGAUUUCAGCCCAGAGGCUGGCUCUCUCUUCCCACCUGCCCCUGAGCUAGCUCAGCCCCCGUCUCCCGACCCCAACCAAUCUGGACAGCCCGGGUCGGAGUCCAAGAUGCACAAGAAGGAGAUCUACCGUAGCAGUGAGCCAGUAAACCCUAGUCCUAUGCAGCCCAACUACAACUCCCAGCAGCCCCUUUACCAGGAAGAAAAGCCAUAUGUAGAUUACGACCACCAGCCGUACCACUAUGAUGGGGGCUACAUGGAACCAAAGGCCCGUAACUUUGAUCCUCACCUACAUUUUGAUAGCCGUGCGCCUCCGUAUGAAGAGCAGUGGGCCCCGUACGACCACCAGCCCAUUCCCCAGCAUCCCUCUGGAUAUGACCCUCGUUUGCCCUAUGAGGAUGGUCCGAACCGCAUCUACGGUCAGCGACAUGACACUGGAUACAACACGGGCCGACCACGUUAUGGCAAACCCAGUACCGGACCGAUUCGACAUGAUGAACCACCCCCUCCUGCAACAGGAGGAUAUGAAGCACGCCCUCCGUAUGACCAGGAGUCACUCCAUCGUACUCGAGCUACUUCCCGCUCCCCUGAUCCCCCCAAACAAUACUAUGACCCCUCUCAGAGGCCUUCCUACAAUCAAGCACCACAGAGGAGUUAUAUGAACUCUGAGGCCUCUGUGGCCCCUCCCAAACCCGAGUCCAUCUCAGAGCCAGCAGAGCCUGCACUUCCACCUCCUCCAGCGGAGGCUGAGGAAGACCCAGUCAUGAAGCACCAGUCUGUGCUGACGAGGGUGAAGAUGUUUGAGAACAAGCGAUCUGUGUCUGUGGACAGGGCAAGAGAGUCUGCAGACUCUGGCCUUCGGCCAGUGGACAUGGUGCCUAAACCUGGAGCUGCCUCUGUGCCCAAAGCCAGCUCCUUAAAUAACCUGGACCAAGAAAAAGCCUUUGGAUCUCCAGAGCCACAGCAGCCUCAGCCUAAAGCAGUGGAUGAUAUAAUUCGCUCUAACGACAAUGAUCCUGAUGAGGAUGAGGAGUACUACAGGAAACAGCUCUCAUACUUUGACCGUCGCAGCUUUGACAGCAAACCCGCCACACAGCUGACGCCUGCAGUCAAGCCAGCACAACCCCAGACCCAACCAGGCUACUAUCCCAGGGCAGAGUCCGUAGAGAAAAUCAACCAUGUUCCUCCAGUAAACCCAGCUGUCCCACCCCCAACCCUACCCAAACCUGCAGUGAUGCCAACGCUCGACCCGCACGGGUCUCCCAAAGUGAAGCCUCACAGUCAUGAAGACACAGUCCAGAGUAACUACCUGCCUCAGAAAAGCUUCCCAGAGAAAUCUCCUGUGAAUGGAACAGGUGAACCUCCAAAGCCCAACAGCACUCCUGUCACGUCCAGCUACAACCGAUUUGUGACCAAGCCAUACACAACCUCUGCAAGGCCCUUUGAGCGCAAGUUUGACAGCCCCAAGUUCAACCACAACCUCCUGCCUAAUGACUCGCAAAAUAAGACGGAUAAUGUUAAAGCUCCCAUCAGCAACACAGUCAAACUACCGAGCUCAUCCCAGCCGACGGACCAUGACAGCGGCCUAGAUACAUUCACUCGCACCAUGGAACAGAAACCCAAAUACCAGCAGAACAACAUCAGUGCCGUGCCCAAGGCAAUACCUGUAAGCCCAACUGCUUUGGAGGACGAUGAUGAUGAUGAAAGCCACACCGUGGUGGCUACAGCUCGGGGCAUCUUUAACUGUAAUGGCGGGGUCCUGAGCUCCAUUGAGACGGGAGUGAGCAUCAUUAUCCCACAGGGAGCCAUUCCUGAUGGUGUGGAGCAAGAGAUUUACUUCAAAGUGUGUCGGGAUAACAGCAUCCUGCCACCUCUGGACAAAGAGAAAGGUGAAACUCUGCUGAGUCCUCUGGUGAUGUGUGGUCCUCAUGGUCUGAAGUUCCUGAAGCCAGUGGAGCUCCGCCUACCUCACUGUGCGUCUAUGACCCCUGAUGGUUGGUCUUUUGCUCUAAAAUCCUCCGACUCCUCGUCGGAUGAUCCUAAGAGUUGGCAGAACAAAUCUCUCCCCGGGGAUCCCAACUACCUGGUUGGACCCAACUGCGUGUCUGUGCUUAUUGACCAUUUCUGAGGAGGGCAACAGCAGGCGUGUUAAUGAAUGUGGAACCAGAUAACUGAAAAGAGGACCUUCCCCUAAAAAACGCACACACACACACACACACACACACACACACACAC
This is a messenger RNA of Myxocyprinus asiaticus (Chinese sucker), 5775 nucleotides long. RefSeq names its product tight junction protein ZO-1-like. Gene Ontology annotation, molecular function: cell adhesion molecule binding. The record is from RefSeq and is a predicted model, not a curated record. Gene Ontology annotation, cellular component: plasma membrane; bicellular tight junction. Lineage: Eukaryota; Metazoa; Chordata; Actinopteri; Cypriniformes; Catostomidae. The transcript has 31 exons. Gene Ontology annotation, biological process: cell-cell junction organization; protein localization to cell-cell junction; establishment of endothelial intestinal barrier. The coding region runs from base 389 to 5668 and encodes 1759 amino acids.